GCACAUCUAUUUUGCACACUUUUUGGUGCAUUUCCAAAGCAUGCACACGAAUGCACGCAGUGACACGCUGUAUAAAAACGCGCGCACAUUGGCUGCGAGAUUUUCUCCCCUCCACCCACCCCCUUCCAAAGGAAGUCAGGUCAUCUCUUCGGCUGCUCCCCUCUCAAAGUGUCCACUUGAUCCGUGACUGGCUGCAGAGAGAAGGGAGAACGCCACAGCAAGAGAGCGAGAGAGAGGGACAGCGCCAUGCUGAGGAACUCCGCGCAUAGAGGCAUGCAUCCGGGGGAGGAGGCGAGGAUGCGCGUCGGGAGUAGUGUGGCACGGGAGAGGAGACACCUUGCCCUGCGCAUCAACAACCAGGAAGACGUGAAGAGGUAUCAUCGCUACUGCAAUCACAGUGGAGGGCAAACAGUUCCCAAGGUGGAGAGCCACCCCCAGAAGAGUGAGGUGGAGGCAGACAACAGGCCUCAUUGCCGCGGGCAACAGCAGCAGCAACUGGAAAUCAAGGCCAUUGUUAUCCAGCGUGCCUGGCGUGCCAGCGUGUCGCGUCGUGGGAGCUGUCAGGAACAUGAAAAGAAUGGAAGCAGCCCGAGUCCCGAUGACACCGUUACGACCACCGACCUUUUCCCGGAGCAGCUCAAGAGCCCCCAGAGUGGCUUCAGGCACACUAAUGGGGGAGGCUUCCAGCUGCAGACUAAGGACCUGCUGGUGGACCAGGAUGACAACAUCAACAUGAACAUGCCGCCGUUUGAGACCAAAGUGUUGAUUAUCCAGCGCGCUUGGCGUGACUUUCUCCAAAGACAGGAAGCAGACAAGAGGAGCCCCUCCCCGUCUUCUCUCUCUUCGUCGGAUAAGAUGAGCAUGUCCAUCAGCAUGGCCACCCUCUCAGACGGCAGCACCCCAGAUUACCGGGAGGAUGGUAUGGACCUGGGGAGCGACGCGUCCAGUCGCUCGAGCUCAGAGUCCAACUCCAACAAAGUUACUCCCUGCUCCCCUUCUCCUGACCUGGCCACGCUGGAUGACUACAAAUCGUCCCCUUCUCUGGACCUUGUCACCCUUGAGGACUAUGAGGAGGACGAGGACUACCAAGAGUACAAGAAGAAGGUGAUGGAGGAGUGGGAGAGCGAGUACGGAGACAACUGCACUUCUCCGCAGGCUCCGGGUCAGGAGGAAAGCGGAGGUGGCAUUGUGAGGCCCGACGAGAUCGGCGAGGUUUACAGGAAGAGCAGCCGCAGCCUCCCUGAAGAAUUGCAGGAUAUAAAGACUGUUCCGCCCCUCCUGGCCCCCAGCAGAUGCACCGCCGCCACUGUCGCCGCCCCUGAUGAACUUAAACAAAACGGGAAUCUCAUUUUGCCCCGCAACAACCUGCCCCACUCUCCUGGUACACCACAGGGGGGACUCACAGGGACACCCAAGCCCAGGCAACACAGGUUCAGUCAAGGCAGGGGAAGCCGCAGCACUGGCGGGGGCAGUGGAGGUGGAGCAGGAGGAGGCGGUGUUGGGACUGUGGGACGUAAGGGGGGUUACGGAGAAGAGGAUAGUGUAGAAGAAGAGACUCUGCCCACCAUGGACUGGGCAGCCUUGGAGAGGCAUCUGGCAGGGCUUCAGUGCCGAGAGCAGGAGAACCAGAACCUCAAUUAUAACCAGAACCACAACGUAGGCAAGACCAGCUACACCUCAGCCCAAAAGAAUGAGAGAGAGUCUAUUAGGCAGAAGUUGGCCCUGGGCAGUUUCUUCGACGAUGGACCGGGCAUCUACACCAGCUGCAGCAAGAGCGGCAAGCCCAGCCUGUCAUCACGGCUGCAGAGCGGCAUGAACCUGCAGAUCUGUUUCGUUAACGACAGCGGCAGUGACAAGGACAGCGAUGCGGAUGACAGCAAGACAGAGACCAGUCUGGACACGCCUCUGUCCCCCAUGUCCAAGCAGAGUUCGUCCUACUCGGAACGGGACACCACGGAGGACGACUCCGAGUCCCUGGAGGACAUGGACUUCUUGAGUCGACAGAAGAAGCUCCAGGCGGAGGCCAAGCUGGCACUGGCCAUGGCCAAACCCAUGGCCAAGAUGCAGGUGGAGGUGGAGAAACAGAACCGUAAAAAAUCGCCCGUGGUUGAUCUGCUCCCGCACAUGCCUCACAUCAGUGAAUGUCUCAUGAAAAGAAGCCUGAAGCCCACCGACCUGAGGGACAUGACGCUGGGACAGCUCCAGGUUAUCGUCAACGAUCUGCACUCCCAGAUCGAGAGUCUGAACGAGGAGUUAGUACAGCUGCUGGUGGUUCGAGAUGAGCUCCACAUGGAACAAGAUGCCAUGCUGGUCGACAUCGAGGAUCUCACUAGGCAUGCUGAGAGCCAGCAGAAACAUUUGGCUGAGAAGACCCUAUCCAAAUAAGAUGCAGCCCCCCUCCUCCCCCCAUCCUGCUCCACCUUCACCCCCUGCCCUCCCACUGCCUAGACCAAAUGAAGCCCUUCGCCACACCAUCCCGCCUCCAUCUUGAUCCAAGUUUGCCCGCUUGUCUCCUUCACUGCUUACCCACCUUCUCCACCUGCUCUCCUGCCCAGACCCCCUCAAAUCUCCAGCACAAAAGACCGCCGCCAUCUUUCAUCCGCUUGCGUGGCUUAAUCUCGGGUUCCCCGGGAAGGAGCAGAGGAAAGGGAUUGAGUAUUGUCAUGGAUUCUGUCCCAGCUUCCUGUGCAGUGAUCGGCCUUGCUUCGCUCUCGUUUCCUUACAUUCGCCACUAAAUUAUUACUGUCAAAUGCAAAAAUUGUGGGAAAAAAGUCAAGUCAUAGUGAAAACUUUAGUAGAAAGUCUUUAAAACAAGAAACAACACUGUAUUUUAAAAAAAAAAAAAAAAAAAAAAAGAUGGGUAAUUAUCUUCGGCGCAUUUUAAGUUGGACUGUAAAGUAUUUCAACCUGUUUUUAUUCUGCACAAAUGGUAGUUUUCAACUGAGAAAUGUUUAUUUGAAGGUGCUAAGAGUGUAAAGGAAAACAUGCCUGCCUUGUAGUGGAGUCGUAGCUUUUGGUAAAUACAUUCACUCGAAUAGCACUUCAACAUUUUGUGAAUGUUGAUUUUUUCGGACACGAGUCAUUUUCCAAAAGAAUCGGUGUGUUAAUAUCGUUUUCAUUCUACUGUGUUCAGAAACUUUAUUUGAGGGAAGAAAAUGUAUAUGUACAGAUAUGUAAAAUAAAGAAUAAACUUUGUUUCAUAUACA
This is a messenger RNA of Phyllopteryx taeniolatus (common seadragon), 3206 nucleotides long. RefSeq names its product schwannomin interacting protein 1 (gene schip1). Gene Ontology annotation, molecular function: protein binding. Bases 247 to 2385 code for a protein of 712 amino acids. Gene Ontology annotation, cellular component: cell junction; plasma membrane. Gene Ontology annotation, biological process: positive regulation of hippo signaling. The record is from RefSeq and is a predicted model, not a curated record. The transcript has 15 exons. Lineage: Eukaryota; Metazoa; Chordata; Actinopteri; Syngnathiformes; Syngnathidae.